Molecule: messenger RNA, 3121 nt
Organism: Malaclemys terrapin pileata
Lineage: Eukaryota; Metazoa; Chordata; Testudines; Emydidae
Gene: ZFP36
Product: ZFP36 ring finger protein
Exons: 2
Coding region: 91-1104 (337 amino acids)
Molecular function (GO): mRNA binding; metal ion binding
Source: RefSeq, a predicted model, not a curated record
GGUUAAAGCGGUUCCCACCCAGGGGAAGACAGACAGACCCACAGAUUCCCUCCUCUCUCCAGCUGUUCCUCUCUCAUCUCCUGCUUCGCCAUGAGCUCCAUGGUGGAUGUAAAAACCUUGUAUGAGAACCUCCGGAACCUGAAUCUAAGCGAGGGGCAGGACGCUGGGGGCAGCGGCGACGCCCACAUCUGGCCCCUGCGCACCGUCUGGAGCCCCAGCACGGAGCAGGCGUGCUCCCUGCCCGAGCCGGCGGCCCCGCGCCCCUCGUUCCGCACCGACCGCUCCCUCAGCCUGAUCGAGGGCCGAGCCCUGCCGCCCCCCCCGCCCGGCUUCCCCCCGCUGCAGCCCCCGCCGGCCCCCGCCCUCUCGGCCCGCUACAAGACGGAGCUGUGCCGGACCUACAGCGAGACGGGCCGCUGCCGGUACGGGGCCAAGUGCCAGUUCGCCCACGGGGCCGGGGAGCUUCGGAGUCUGAGCCGCCACCCCAAAUACAAGACGGAGCUGUGCCACAAAUUCUACCUCCACGGCGAAUGCCCCUACGGCUCCCGCUGCCACUUCGUCCACUACCCGGAAGAGCGGGGGCUGGCCGCCUCCCCACAGCUUCUGCGCCAGAGCCUCAGCUACACCGGGGUGCCUGCUGCCCGCCAGGGCUCCCCACCGCCCGGCAUCUCCGACCCGGCCUCUUUCGCCCGGGCACCCUCUAUCUCCCCACCUCCCGCCAGCGACCUCCUCUCGCCGCCCUUCGCCCGCCUCAACUCGGAGCCCGUCCCUCGCAUGGCCACCCUCGGAGAAGCCCUGGCCGCCUCCGCCCCUGGAGGGCGCUGUACCUGCCGUUGCGGCGGCACCGCCAGGCUGGGCGCCUUCGAGAGCCACCGAGACUACUUUGCCGCCGCCCCGGGCGCGCCCGUCGCCUCUGGCCUCCCUAGGACCCCUUCCUCCAACUCGCUCUCCGACCAGGAUUGCUACAGCAGCUCGGGCAGUCUCAGCGGCUCCGAAUCGCCCGUCUUCGAGAUCCUGCCCAGCAGCGGCACCUGGAGCGGGACCCGCCGCCUGCCCAUCUUCAACCGCAUCUCUGUGUCGGAGGCCGGGGAGGGCUUGGAAUAGCCUCCAGGCCAAGGGAGGGAAUCUAAUGGGGUGGAGAAAGGGGGAGGGGUCGCAAUCAAUUCCUUGGAGCAAAGGGUGACCCCUUGGUCCUGCUUCCAAGAUCCCUCCAGACGCUGCCCCCUGGCCCCUCCAGCUGCUGGUCCAGAUGUUUGGGGAGGGGACAGCAGCUCCCCAGCCAGAUGUUGGCAGGGGCUGCUCCUGUCUGGAGGGUGGGGUGACCUCCCCUGGUGUGGGACAUGAGCUCCCCACAGUGGGGGAGGGAAGGGGGGGACAUGCAUCCAGAUGUGCACAAUGCAGAUGCCAGCUGGGCAAGGCAAGCUCCCUGCCUGGCCAGAUGUAGCCAUGCCUUUUAAGUGACUUGCUCCUGCUAUCUGGGCGCGGGGCGUGGCUGGCAGGGGCCGCUGCCCCCUCGGUAUAGGGCUCGUCCUCCUGCCUUCCUCCGCCCGCUCGUCCUAAAGUGCCAGAUGACACCGCCAAAGUGCCUUGCCCAACCCCCGCCGUCCGGAAGUGCUUACUUGCUUCAAGUCAGGGACUGCCGGUCUCCACGCCUCCCCCAUGUCCGGCUUUCCACCGGACUCGUCUGCAUUACAGCGGGUGAGGGGAAAAGCCCCGUGGGGCCGGCGUGCAUCCCUGAAAACGGACUAACUUGGAGCUGUGGGGUGGGGACGGUGCAGUUUUAUGCCCCAUAUGUAGCAGAUUGUUUGGGGUGGACCACAUCAGCAUAUUAGGGGUGUCUGGGGUGGGAUAAAUUCAGCUUGAAUGGUGCUGCUUUCCUCCUCUGCCUUUACCCUUAUUUCAUGCUGUGAAUAUUUCGGGAAGGGUUCCCCUAAAUUGUGAAUGGAGGUGUAGAUCCCUUUGGAAUUCUUUGACACCGUCUGCAGACCCCCCGCAGGGGUCGGUGGACCACAGUGAAAACGAUUGGACUUAACUGAUAUGAAACAGCUCUUGCUUUAAGUUGGCGGGGGAUGUAUUUCUCUCCAAAGACCGUAGUGUUACUGCAGUAUUUAUGUCAAUUGCAUUGGCCCAGCUGCAAAGGGAAGGGUGAAACGGACUGGGGGGGGGGGGGAAGGAGAGUAAGAAAGCUCUAAUGUCUUAAAGGGGAAGAUGAGACAAUCUGAGCUGGCAAUAUCGCUGGGUGGAGCAGGAAGGCAGCACUGACAUGAUUGGGCAGUUUGCAAUGAAGAUGUGGUGUGUCCCCUCCCAGAAUCCAAAGGUCAUGGGGAGGGAGGGGUCUUUGUUCCACCCCCGCCUCCCCAGUUAGCCACCCCAUUCAAAGCUCGGUCAACAUGACAGCAAGGUUGACCUUGAUUUCUGGGGAGUUGGUCUCCAAAGCCAUAGUGUUAAACCGGUCAGCCCUUGCCAUGUAGCAAGAACUCUGAAGGGGUGGGAGGGGGAGACACUAAGUGUGCAUUGCUCGCCUCCUUGCACAAAGCCGAGGUUGUGAAGUGCUCCCCAGUCCAGCCCACAGGAUAAAAACUUGCUUUUUCUUUUAAAGACCAGCUAAGGGUCUGCUCUGAUCACAUGACUCCCGAAGCUUGGGCUUUCAGAACCGCACUAAACCUCACACAGCUUUGGCAACACUGGUAUCUAGCUCCGAAUCCCGCUGUGGUAGCUUGUGAUGCCCUCUUUGCAGCUCCGAGGCCUAGUGAGAUCUUUCAUGUUCCGUUUUCUGUGUGAACAAUUCCCAUUGCUUUUUAACUGUUGCUCUUGGAAACAAAAAACAAAGCUGAUGUUUACCUUUAAUGAUAGACCAGAAACCAAAAUUAUUUAUAGAAUCUUAUUUAUUCAAGACAGAAUUUUAUAUUAUAUUUAUCUUUUUGUAAUAUUCUGAAAUAAUAUAUAUAUUUUUCCGUGUUAUUAAAAAGUUUAAUUAAAGAAAAACAACCCAGCCAGAUGUAACCGGGAAGUGAUAUGUUUAUAAGUGACAAAUGCUUUUUUAAUCAUCAUUGUGGUGUUAUUGCUGAAUCUUGAGGAUUUAAAAAAAAAAAUGGUGGAAAUAAAACAAAGAAAGCCAUGA